Molecule: messenger RNA, 1031 nt
Organism: Prorocentrum cordatum
Lineage: Eukaryota; Dinophyceae; Prorocentrales; Prorocentraceae
Source: the annotation of a GenBank genome assembly
AGCUGCUGCGCCUUAUCAAGGGGACUCCGCGCGAGGCCGUGUGGAGCAACAUGGAGGUGAUCGCGCCCCGGUCCACCGCGCCGCGGAGGGAGUUUGCAAAGCAUGUGGAGGAGGGCUGCCCCUACCGCGACGACGACGUCAUGGCGCCAGAGAAGGGGGUGUCCACCGGCACGACGAUCAUGGCGGUCGAGUUCGACGGCGGCGUGGUCCUCGGCGCGGACACGCGCACCUCCACCGGGCAGUACGUCGCGAACCGGGCGUCCAGGAAGAUCACGAAGAUGGACGAGCGGAUCUGCGUCUGCCGCUGCGGCAGCGCCGCGGACACGCAGGCCCUCUCGGGCUUCGUGCAGUUCUACCUGGGGCAGCACGCCGUGGAGCUCGGGCGGCCGCCGGCCGUGAAGACGUGCGCGAACCUGUUCAAGAUCUUUGCGUACAACAACAAGGACAGGCUCAUGGCGGGCAUGAUCGUCGCCGGCUGGGACGAGAAGAGCGGCGGCCAGGUGUACAACAUCCCCCUGGGGGGCUCCCUGAUCCGCGUGCCGUUCGCCUGCGACGGCAGCGGCUCCGGCUAUAUCGCCGGCCUGAUGGACAAGACAUACAGGCCUGGCAUGUCGAAGGCCGAGUGCAUCGAGUUUGUAGUCAACAGCGUGGCGCACGCGAUGGCGCGCGACGGCUCGUCCGGGGGCAUGAUACGGACGGUGGUGAUAACGAAGGACGGCCUCGAGGAGACGCACAUGGAGGGCAACAAGCUGCCCUUCGGCCCCUGAGGGCAGGCGAGGCGCGCGUGCGAGGCGCGCUAAAAGCGGGCAGCCCGCUGUUCACCACGACAACCCACGCCGUUGGCCUGGGAGUAGCGGAGUCAGGCUCUCAAGUGGUUCUACUGCGCGCGGCUCCGUGAACAGCGUCCUGCGAUAAGGUUGCAAUCAUGCCUCAUUGUCGAUCUGUCCUUGUUGGUAAGCCUUCCCCUCGCCCGCUUCCCCCCAAUCCCAAUUUACCGUUCUUCUGGAAGCCGGUGAGCGUACACAUCGUUA